Colletotrichum navitas is the source of this 1182-nucleotide messenger RNA. RefSeq lists its product as uncharacterized. The transcript has a single exon. The coding region runs from base 254 to 1144 and encodes 296 amino acids. The record is from RefSeq and is a predicted model, not a curated record. Lineage: Eukaryota; Fungi; Ascomycota; Sordariomycetes; Glomerellales; Glomerellaceae.
AUAUUCUAUUGUUCUCAAACUCGCCCAACGUGACAUUAUGUCCUUCUCAACAAUCUACACUGAUUCUGAUUCCUAUGGAGUUCUGGUCCAACUAAAAAGAUGCUAGGCCAGGGCUUCGAAGCUAGCGCUCAUCACUUGGGGCGUGUUGGAGACUCUCAAGCUCUACUACCAGCCUCCAUCCAGGUUUUCAGAUCCUUAGCCGGCUUGAUGAGCCGUCAUUUGCCGGUCAAUCAGUUCAAGCAUAGAUGUCAAUAUGCACGUUGCGAAAUCUUCAGCUCUCACUCACAACCUUUUGCAUCCAUACUAUACAUGCCGCAGUAUUGGGGCACUCAUUUGGCACAUUCAUUUGAGAUACGACUCGAUCGCGCCAUUGAUGAAGUUCUCUCACGCCGCAUUAAUCUUCAGAGCUACUGACGCGUACCUCGAGCAACGAGGAAGUAGGUAUCUGAAUCAGCCACACUACAUAUCGAGAUACCGCGUGGCAAGCGUUGGGUGCGGAGAAGUGGGUAUGGUUGUCAACCCGCACUUGUCCGAAAGGAUUACGAGAGGAAGACCCUCAACGGUUCCGGUACUUCCGCGUUGGCCUCUGUAUGUGCCUGUGCGCAUGCAAAGUUGUCUGUGUCUAAAGCGCCCGAGGCCAAAGAAAACUGUGAUGUGCGGCGAUCGUAUGAGCGUGUCAGUGUGCCUGAGCCGAACAGCGGCAUUCAUUACACUGCGAUUAGCAAGAAGUUUGAGCUUCAACAUGGAUAGAGCUGAAUCAGUCCCAUAUGCACCCCGGUCGAGUCGCUGGGAACCUAUGCGCACCGACCACAAAAGGCGAUGCAGAACAUCAGCAGUUGACGGAGAUGACCACGUUGCUGGAGAGUAUGGUGUCGACGAAAAGAAAGGAACCGAAGCGGUCUAUCGGGAUCCGAGACCAGGAGGUGCAGGAACGAGUUCCGAACCAGUCGGGUCAGACGUGUACAUGCUGAUGAACGGUUUCUGGAUUGCCCAAUCCAUUGCCGGGGAAACCCAGAAAAAUGGCAAUAAAGCCAACCAAGCGUCAGGGGACCAGAACCCCCGAAGGGGUAAGACACCCUCCAGCAAGUCGCCCUGGCGCCACGAGGAAUGGGCUGAACGGGUGAGGCUGGUCGGACAGAGGUGAAAUUGAGGCCAUCGCAAUCAGAACAUGAAAAGGGAUGC